Molecule: messenger RNA, 1923 nt
Organism: Lactuca virosa
Lineage: Eukaryota; Viridiplantae; Streptophyta; Magnoliopsida; Asterales; Asteraceae
Source: the annotation of a GenBank genome assembly
CAAAAAAACUAAAAGAAAGUGGAGAAGACAGUGUUACAUUUCCCUCCAAUGAUAAAUACUGCCGAAGAAGUUAGCACUUAGCAGCUUCUCCUUAUCCUCCUUCUUGCACACAACUGAACGCUACCAAAAUAUCCCUAUCAGACCCACCAAAAUCUUCACAAUUUGCCUUACAAAUUGUUCAAUCUCAUAAGCCCUAACCCUAAUUUCCAUUUUUCCAACCGGCUUCUGACUGAACCAGAUCAAUAGCAUCAUCAUGGACGUCGCUUAUCUACAACAAACCAAAUGCGUAUUCAGUUUCAAUCCAAUUUACUCUUCCACUCAUAAUCGCCCUGUCUCCGUUCCUUCUAAGGUAGCAUUCAUAAAUUCGAGAGAUUACCAGCAUAAUGCUCGUCGUUCGUUUCGGUGGCGGAGUCGGAACAUGUGUCUGGCAUCGAGCUCCGAUACACUUGUCUCCGGGAAGUCGUCUUCUCCCACGGUUGCCAGCAAGAAAGAUAAAGAGUUUGAAGAGGAGGAAGACUUGAAAUCUUGGAUGCAUAAGAAUGGUUUACCUCCGUGUAAGGUAGUUCUCAAAGACAGGCAGGCGUAUGAUUCACGACAUCCUUCCAUUCAUUACGUCGCCGCAAGCGAGGAUUUACAGGCAGGUGAUAUUGCAUUUUCUGUUCCGAGUUCGUUGAUUGUAACACUCGAGAGAGUUUUGGGGAAUGAAACCGUCGCGGAACUGUUAACCACAAACAAACUAUCAGAGUUAGCUUGCCUUGCGUUGUAUCUAAUGUACGAGAAAAAACAAGGAAAAGAAUCUUUCUGGUACCCAUAUAUCAAAGAGCUUGAUCGUCAGCGUGGUAGGGGACAGCUAGCUGUUGAAUCACCACUCUUAUGGUCUGAAUCUGAGCUCAAUUAUCUUACAGGAAGUCCAAUAAAGGCUGAAGUUGUUGAAAGAGCAGAAGGCAUCAGAAAAGAGUAUAAUGAGCUUGACACUGUCUGGUUCAUGGCUGGAUCCCUAUUUCAGCAAUAUCCAUUUGAUAUCCCUACAGAGGCCUUUUCUUUUGAGAUAUUCAAACAAGCUUUUGUAGCAGUUCAAUCUUGUGUGGUGCAUUUACAGAAAGUGAGUUUGGCAAGAAGGUUUGCAUUGGUUCCUCUUGGACCUCCUCUGUUGGGGUACAGGAGCAAUUGCAAGGCGAUGUUAACAGCGGCAGAGGAUGGAGCUGUCCAGUUGGUUGUCGAUCGCCCAUAUAUAGCCGGACAAUCUAUUGUAGUAUGGUGUGGGCCACAACCUAAUUCCAAAUUACUCAUCAAUUAUGGUUUUGUUGAUGAAGAUAACACUUAUGAUCGCUUGAUGGUGGAGGCAGCAUUGAACACAGAGGAUCCUCAAUACCAGGAAAAGAGAUUGGUUGCUCAACGAAAUGGAAAAUUGACCAUACAAACUUUCCAGGUUAAUGUGGGGAAAGAAAGAGAGACUGUUUUAGAUAUGCUUCCAUAUAUGAGGCUGGGUUAUGUUUCAGAUCCUUCAGAGAUGCAGUCGGUUAUAUCCUCUCAGGGUCCUGUAUGUCCCGUGAGCCCUUGUAUGGAACGUGCUGUUUUGAACCAGCUAGCUACAUACUUCAGAGAAAGAUUGUCUGGUUACCCCACCACUCUAAGCGAAGAUGAAGCCUUGUUGGGAGAAUGUGAUAUCGAUCCAAGGAAACGAGUAGCCACACAGCUGCUGAGGUGUGAGAAGAGAAUACUAAACAAAUGCUUGGAGGCAACUGUUGAUCUCAUAAAUGAAUUACCAGAUCUCUCUCAAUCUCCAUGCCCAGCUCCUUAUGCCCCUCUACUAAGAUGAAAAAUCUCAAAAUUGCCUCUAUCUUUCAUUUACAAUUCUCACUUGUGUUGUUGAGUAAACAUGAUAUGCCCAAUCAAAAAACCAGCAUACCUUUUUAGCCUUGU